CCGAUGUGACGUGUCUGCACUCGUGCUAGUAAAUCAAAAUUUGAUCACAGAUAUUUAGUUCCCCGUUCGGGAAAGUGAAAAUGCCGCGACCUUCCCGCGAUUCUUAUGGUGAUCAGAAGCCACCCUACUCAUACAUUUCUUUGACCGCGAUGGCGAUCUGGAGUUCCCCGGAGCGUAUGCUGCCGCUGUCGGAGAUCUACCGGUUCAUCACGGAUCGGUUCCCGUACUACCGGCGCAACACGCAGCGCUGGCAGAACUCGCUGCGACACAACCUGUCCUUCAACGACUGCUUCGUGAAGGUGCCGCGCCGCCCCGACCGCCCCGGCAAGGGCGCGUACUGGACCUUGCAUCCCCAGGCGUUUGACAUGUUCGAAAAUGGCUCCCUACUUCGUCGGCGAAAACGUUUUAAGUUACAAAAGGGAGAAAAAGAUAACUUGAAUGCUGAAUUAGCGGCUUUGGCGAAUUUUAAUCGGGCGUUUUUAGCCCGACAAGCGGCCGGGCCUCCGCCGCCUGCGAGUAUACCUACAGCAACUUUGUACACAUCACCGUUGUGCUCCCAACUAAGCCCAGAACCGGCAGAGCUUCCUGAUGUUACUCCUAUGACUAUGUUGCCCAGAGAAAGACCGCGGAGGGCGUUUACGAUCGAUGCGUUACUGGAGCCAGAUUCGCCUCGCUUGUCACCGUCGCCGCCACAGCCGAUGAUUAGCCUCGAGGCUCGCAUGGCGGCUCCGUACGUCCUGGCCGCGCAACGCUACCACGCCGAGCUGCUGCAGGCCGCGGCGCACGCGCUUCGACCCUGCUAUUUACCGCCGCCACCUUUACCGGUCGCGUGACAUCACCCUACGCUAGCGCAUACUCCUCAAAAUACGUGCAAUGUUAGAUUGUAAGUACUCAUUCUCUUUAAAUAAUUGUAAGAAACAGGCCAACGUUCAGCCUACCUCAUUUAUAACUAAAAUCAAGGGUUCCGAAAUUACAUUAAGCUUAUUAAUUAAAUCCAAAACAGAUACCUAUUUGUUGUAGACAUCUACAUUUUAAUUUCGCUAUUUCCAAAUACAAUUUGUUAAUCUUUCAUACGAAUAGAAUUCCGGUGAGGCCUAAAUAUCGAGCGCGCGUGUUUCCGUGACUCACACACGCUUCGAACCCUUUCCAGUUUGUGAUCUCAUUUUGUUUGUAUUUACAAUAUCGCAUUUCAAAUUAAAUAUGCUUAACAAGUAUUAUAACUCGAAAAUUCAAUUCAUUUAAUACAAUAAAAAUACGUAAUAUAUAAAUUCGUAAAGGCCGUUGAUUUAUUUUAAAAUUUGUUUAAUAAAUAAUGUUGUUGUUUUAAAUCUAGUAUGCGAUUUAGCAUUUGAUAAGGAGAUUGUAUUAUUUAAGCAUGUUAGUAGGGUUAUUAUUGUACAAUACAAGUAGAAUAAGACUUGUUAUUUAUUUUAGAGUUAAAAAUCCUUCAUUUUGUAAGAAUUAAUAAUUGGAUAAUUUUGUAAAUACUGUUAUAAUUUGACGUAGGAAUAUUAAAAAU
Bombyx mandarina (wild silkworm) is the source of this 1519-nucleotide messenger RNA. Its product is annotated as fork head domain-containing protein FD4. Gene Ontology annotation, molecular function: RNA polymerase II cis-regulatory region sequence-specific DNA binding; DNA-binding transcription factor activity, RNA polymerase II-specific. The record is from RefSeq and is a predicted model, not a curated record. Gene Ontology annotation, biological process: cell differentiation; anatomical structure morphogenesis; regulation of transcription by RNA polymerase II. NCBI's taxonomy places the organism in Eukaryota, Metazoa, Arthropoda, Insecta, Lepidoptera, Bombycidae.